GCGGAAUUCAUUGCGAGGCUUUGAACACUGGGUCGGUAAACAUCCGCUUAUUUUGUGUAGUAAGACACAGCCUCCAGAAUGAAUUUCCAUGAGAAGAAGGAUUAUCAGGACACUGACUUUAAAAUGAGUUCUCCAUCUGCUGAAUCAAGAUGUGAUCCACCCAUAAAGAAUCUGAGCUCUGACUUUAGUGAUGCAUCAGUGAUCUCUGAUCACAGCAGGUGUAAGAGACAGAGAACAGAGCCUCCAGAACCCAGUGGUGUGUCUGUAAAGAGUGAUGCAUCUAUGAUGGAUCCCCCUGCACUCAGUGAGGCAACAGUGACCUCUGAUCCCAGCAGGAGGAAGAAAUGUGAGCUGAACAGAUCUGUGCCCUCUACAUCCCACUCUCAGACCCACAUUAGGCAAGAAAGAACUGAAGCAGUCUUGCGGACAGACACACUGAAGAUGGCAAACCUGCAGAGAGUCAAAGACCAGCAUAAAAUCAGCAUAAAGAUUAAAUAUGAAAGAUUGUUUGAGGGAAACAAACUCCAAGAGAAUGAAACCCUCCUGAACAGGAUCUACACACAGCUCUACGUCAUAGAAGGAAAGUUUGAAGGAGUGAAUGAAGAACAUGAGGUUUUACAGAUGGAGAAAACAGUCAGAACACAACACUUCCAAGACACUCCAAUUGACUGCAAUGACAUCUUUAAAGCCUCACCUAAACCAGGAUGUGAGGAGAAGGUCCAAAUCAAGACUGUUCUUACUAAAGGCAUCGCUGGAAUUGGAAAAACCGUCUCUGUGCAGAAGUUCGUUCUGGACUGGGCUGAUGGAAAAGCUAAUCAGGAUGUAGAUUUCAUGUUUGUACUUCCAUUUCGAGAGCUAAACUUGAUCCGAGAUCAUUAUUACAGUCUUCACAGACUUCUGCUGGACUUUCAUCCUGAACUUCAAGAUCUGGACUCAAAGAUUUAUGAGGAGUGUAAAGUUGUGUUCAUCUUUGACGGUCUGGAUGAAAGCAGAAUCACACUGAUGUUUUCAGAUGCUCAGAAAGUUUGUGAUGUGAACGAGUCUUCAUCAGUGGGUGUGUUGAUGUCAAACCUCAUGAAAGGAGAGUUGCUUCCCUCUGCUCUCAUCUGGAUCACCUCCAGACCAGCAGCAGCCAAUCAGAUACCCUUCAAAUACAUCAACCAUGUGACAGAAAUUCAGGGAUUCAGUGAGCCUCAGAUGGAGGAAUAUUUCAGGAAGAGAUUCAGUGACCAGCAUCAAGUCAGCAGAAUCAUCUCACACAUCAGAAGAGCAAGAAGCCUCCACAUCAUGUGCCACAUCCCCGUCUUCUGCUGGAUCUCAUCCACUGUGCUUCAGAAGCUCCUGAAAGAAGAUCUGAGUGUAGAAAUCCCUCAAACUUUGACUGAAAUGUACAUCCACUUCCUGCGGAUUCAUAUUAACAUGAGGAACCAGAAGUAUGAAGAGAGAGAUUCAGAGAAACUCCUGCAGUCCAACAGAGAUGUGAUUGUGAAAAUUGCUGAAGUGGCUUUCAAACAACUGAUGAAGGGCAAUGUGAUGUUCUAUGAGGAGGACCUGACUGAAAGUGGCAUAGAUGUCACUGACGCCUCAGUGUAUUCUGGGAUUUGCACUGAGAUCUUUAAGGAGGAAUCUGUGAUUCAUCAGAGGAAAGUCUACAGCUUUAUCCAUCUGAGUGUUCAGGAGUUUCUCGCUGCUUUCUAUGUGUUUUACUACCACAUAGAGAGCACUACUGAACAAUGUUUUGAUUCCCUGGAAAAUCUCCAUGAAAGAGUGGCUGAUAAGGCUGUAAUGAACGAAAAUGGACAGCUGGAUCUGUUCUUGCGGUUCCUGUUGGGCAUCUCACUGGACUCCAAUCAGAGACUCUUACAGGAUCUACUGUCACAGACAAAGAACAGCUCAGAGAGCAUAAGGAGAACCACAGAGUUCAUCAAAGAGAAGAUCAAAGCUGGACAUGGACUCACCACUGAAAGGUCCAUCAAUCUGUUCCUCUGUCUGUUGGAAGUAAAAGAUCAGACUCUGUCUAGAGAGAUUCAGGAGUUUGUGAAAUCAGUUAAUUACACAGAGAAGAAACUCUCUCCUGCUCACUGCUCAACAAUCGCCUACAUGCUUCAAAUGUCAGAGGAGGUGCUGGAUGAGCUGGACCUCAAGAAAUACAACACAUCAGAUGAGGGUAGAAGAAGACUGGUACCAGCUGUGAUCAACUGCACAAAAGCUCUCCUUGCUGGCUGCAAUCUCACUGGUCAGUGUUGUGAGAGUUUGUUAUCAGCUCUACAAUCUUCAAACUGUGUCCUGAGAGAUCUGGACCUGACUAACAAUGACCUACAGGAUUCAGGAGUGAGGCUACUCUCGGAUGGACUGAAAAGUUUAAACUGUCAGCUGGAGAUAUUGAGGUUGUCUGGCUGUAUGGUGACAAAGGAAGGCUGUGGUUAUUUGUCUUCAGCUCUGAGUUCAAACCCCUCACACUUGAGAGAGCUUGAUCUGAGCUACAAUCACCCAGGACAAUCAGGAGACCAGCUGCUCAACCACAAACUGGAGGAUCCAAAUUAUAAACUGCAGAUACUUAAUUUGGACCAUGGAGGACAUUUUAGGAUCACACCAGGUCUACGAAAAUAUGCCUGUGAUCUCACACUGGAUCCAAACACAGCACACACUCAACUCAUCCUUUCUGAUGGGAACAAAAAAACAACAUAUGUGAAAGAGAAUCAGCCAUAUCCUGAUCAUUCAGAGAGAUUUGAACGCUUUGAGCAGGUUCUGUGUCGAGAGAGUCUGACUGGACGCUGUUACUGGGAGGCUGAAUGGAGCGGCUUGGGUCAUGUAGCAGUGGCAUAUAAAGGAAUCAACAGGAAGGGAGGUAUUGGUUGUUGGUUUGGACUCAAUGAAAAGUCCUGGAAUCUUUACUAUUGUGAUACGACUUACACUGUAUGGCACAAUAAUAAAAGCACUGACAUUCCUCGCUCUUCAUCCUCUAAUAGAGUAGGAGUGUAUCUGGACUGGUCGGCUGGCACUCUGUCCUUCUACAGUGUCUCUGACACACACACACUCACACACUUAUACACAUUCAACACCACAUUCACUGAACCCCUCUAUGCUGGGUUUAAGAUUUAUUCUGAUUCUUCAGUGUUUCUAUGUCAGAUUUAACAACAUUCCUGCGAGGAACCACACACCACACACAUGUGGAGGCCCAUUUUCAAAAGUUCUUGAUAUAAACUUGCCAAUGCAAGACGUAAAGGUAAAAUUCUGAGACCAGGGACAGUGACCUUCUUAUGAAUUUACAAUAUAAACUGUAAUUUGUUUUCUCAUGGCAUCCAUGUACAUAAUAUUUUCAUAAUAUCUAUCAAUUAAUAAAACUGCAUGAAAUAAUUUGUACAUAUAGUGUGCAGGGAUAUUAAUAGUGCCCAAGUAAAAAUAUAACAAUAGGCUUUGAAUUUAAAGAUGAAUUUGAAUUUGAAACUUUCUGAACAGUGUUGUACGCCAGUGAAAACAGUGCCAUUCAGUGUAUUAACAAGAUGUCCAUGUUUUAUUCUAACUUUAAUGUAUCAGCUUUACUGUGUAAUACUGGGUUACUGGUUUUCUUCAAUAAAUCUUUGCACAUUGUAAAUCACCCCUUAUUGCAAAGAAAAUAUAUUUUCUAAUAUGUGACCCUGGACCACAAAACCAGUCUUAUGUUGCACGGGUAUAUUUGUAGCAGUAGCCAAAAACACAUUGGAUGGGUCAAAUUUAUCAAUUUUUCUUUUAUGCCAAAAAUCACUGGAAUAUUAAGUAAAGAUCAUGUUCCAUCAAGAUAUUUUGUAAAUUUUCUACCGUAAAUAUAUCCAAACUUAAUUUUUAAUUAAUAAUAUGCAUUGCUAUGAACUUCAUUUAGACAACUUUUUGAAACUAUUAGAUUCCAGAUUUUCAAAUAGCUGUAUCUCGGCCAAAUAUUGUCAGAUCCUAACAAACCAUACGUCAAUGGAAAGCUUAUUUAUUCAGCUAUUUUAUAGUUUACACUUAUGACUGGUUUUGUGGUCCAAGGUCACAUAUAUGAAUGAUACAUAUAAAAGAUAUAAAGGUAUAUUACAAAAUGUACAGAAUAAUAUAUUGUGUAAUUAUAGUAUAUAUGUUGUUGCUUUCACAUAUUGAAUGAAUGACUGAAUGCCUUUUAUUGUCAUUAUACACACAAUAAUGUUCUGCUCCGAGUUUGUUACUUGUAUAGGUUUGGCGCCACCUAGUGGCAGUUCUAUUCGAAGUGAGUUCAGAGUGGAGCACAUUUUUCAUGCAGUCAGUUUCUCCUCGAUCUUUGGAUGCCAUCCUUUGUUUUGUGUUUGUAUAAGCAUCAUCUGUAAGGUACUGCUCGAUUACAUAUACAUAUAUGUACACAUAUGUGUGAUAAGUUCUUUUGAAGCUUUGAUUUGAUGUAAUUUAAGUAAUAGCCUCUAGCUGUUAGCCUAGCCUUUAUUUGACAUGGCACUCAAUGUGUUGAUUUCAUUCUUCUUUGAGAAGACAACUUGUCUGUACGAGUCAAUAUCUCUAUUUGUUCUGAUUUUUGGGAUUCUGAUUCUGAUUUCUGAUCUGACUUUUCUGAUAUUCUCAUUUAAGGAAAUAGGAAGAAUUCAGAUGCAAAAGCCUCUAAAUCCAUCUGACGUAUUUCUUUAAAAAGAGCAUUUGUUUCUGGCUACUUUGUAUAGGUUUCUGUGUAAGUACUGGUACUUCUGAUUGGGCUGAGGCUGGAAUUUAGCGAGUUUGAAGCAAAAGUAUUUGAUGGACGUAUAAUAUGUGUCAGGAGCAUUCACUCAGUAUCAUUAUCUCAUUUUUGACCGAGAUGGCUUUUAGCUGGUUUUGCAUCUGAACUCUUCAUAUAUUACAUCAAUAAUUUUUGAGCCCUUUUUGAGAUAUAAGUCUCAGAGCAGUCGCCAUACCCUAGCCCAGUCAGGUGUGCCAUAGAAAAUUAUCCAACAUUCAUAUCUCUAAUAUAUUUAAUUAUUAUUAUUUUAAAUCAGUGCUAUUUUUACAAUUUUUUACAUCAGGGUUUUACAAAUAUUUACCAUUGAAAAGUAUUCAAAAGACCAUGUCACUAAACCCCGUAACACCAUUGGAUCCUCAAACUGUCAGUGAAACCUUGUAAUUUCACCCUGCAUUCAUUCAGAAGCGUUGGAGACAGCUCUCCGCUUGUUUGCAAUAAAUAAAUAGCUGAUGUUUCAAUAAGUACAGCGCUUUCUUUACUCAAACACUAUGUCUGUAAACGCUAAUGAUUUUGUGUGUUUAAAGAGCAGAGGAGAGUCUUAGCGUUUGCCGUCUAUUUGUAGCCAAUUUACUAUUGUACGUUUCAGAUAUGCUGUGCAUAUAGCGCUUCAUUGUUUAUAUCAUGAGAUUUUGGCCAAAUGUACGAAACGACAAGAAAAACUAAUAUUAUCCACUUGAUACAGCUGUUCUAAUGACAGACAAAACAUUCUGUCAUUCGCUGUUCAAAAACAUUAACUCCAUUUGAGUUUGAUUUUCAUUUAUUUUCAAAAUAUUAAGUGCAAGGGUUUGAUAAAGCAACAAUACCAACUCUGAUGAACUAUUGGAGAAAAAAAGACCAAAAAAAAAGUUUUUCUCUUUCUAUCCCCUUAUGCCAUAUGCUAUGCUUUUGUGAAACGCCACCACUGUUUAUGGAUGGAGCUUGGCUGGCUGUUGAAUUGCAUGUGCACAUGCGAGGACAAUAUCUUUGUUUCUAUUUCGGAUUGUAUGUUAAUUUAUAUUCAAUAAUACAUUUAAUAAUUAUUUCAAUGGUUUCAAAAAUUUCAAUGGUUUGCCAUUGGGGGGCAAUCUCUGUAAACCCGUGAAUAAUGCGAGUUCACUAAGAUCGCCCCCCCAGAGGUGAAUCACUGAACCAGCGUCUAUAGUUUUUACCUGAUCUCGGAUUAGUUUCAUCAAUUUGUAGACAUUUUAAACGAGGCAUUUGUAUAAUUAAAAGGAUUAGUAGCAGUUAACUAACUCUUACCAGCAGGCGGCAUUAGCGUGUGGUGUUUUGAAUGCUUUGAAACAGUGAAUCAUUUUGCGAAGCAAUUGGUUCAGUUGAUUCGACGCUUUGGAAUGGUUCAUUUUCCCAUCACUAGUGCAUAUACACACACACACAUGGAAAAAUAUAUUUCUUUUGUUUAACAACCCUGUACAUAUAAUAUACAUGUUUCAUAUUUUAAAAUAUAGCUGGCUUAUAAUAGCAUAACCACACCUGCUCAUUAUAAAGGGCUUAGUGAACAGACUGACCUGUGCUGAAAAGCAAACAGCUAGUUGUUUUUAAAUACAUUAAUGGCACUUGGCCAGUCAUCAUCCUAAACACAGGCUCUACUCUUCUGCACAAUGGUAACCACACAAACUUGCCAGAAACCCUUUUGCAUUUCAAAUUAAUAAAACAUUAAACACUAACAGAUCUCCCCUUAUAUUAAUAUUGAGUAAAAAAACACAUGAAAUAACACUUAAUUUAUUUUUUUACUCUCCAUUAACAGUCAGAAGCAAAGCAUGCUAGGUCCUAGAAAUCUGC
Molecule: messenger RNA, 6496 nt
Organism: Labeo rohita (rohu)
Lineage: Eukaryota; Metazoa; Chordata; Actinopteri; Cypriniformes; Cyprinidae
Product: NLR family CARD domain-containing protein 3
Exons: 8
Coding region: 79-3135 (1018 amino acids)
Molecular function (GO): protein binding
Source: RefSeq, a predicted model, not a curated record